This is a messenger RNA of Colletotrichum siamense, 1713 nucleotides long. It is a transcript of the gene DAL4-3, whose product is annotated as Allantoin permease. Gene Ontology annotation, molecular function: nucleobase transmembrane transporter activity. The record is from RefSeq and is a predicted model, not a curated record. Gene Ontology annotation, cellular component: plasma membrane. NCBI's taxonomy places the organism in Eukaryota, Fungi, Ascomycota, Sordariomycetes, Glomerellales, Glomerellaceae. Bases 1 to 1713 code for a protein of 570 amino acids. Gene Ontology annotation, biological process: nucleobase transport; transmembrane transport. The transcript has a single exon.
AUGAAUCCGAAUCUGUCUAUUAUCCCCCGAAGAAUCUGUUGGCAAGGCAUCGUCCAUGCACUCGAGGCCCCUCAGAACCCGUAUAGCGUCACAUCAGAAACAGCUCCCGAGCGCAGCAGCAGCCAGCAUGUAUGGUCCAACCAUGAUCUCGACCCAACCGAACCUGCCCAUCGAACCUGGACGUGGUUACACUAUACAUCCUUUUGGCUCGCCUCUUCGUUUGCAACUGGCACUUGGACAACUGGGAGCGCGAUGAUUGCUCUGGGAAUGCCAUGGUACGCCGCGUGGCUCGCCGUGGUUGUUUCACACAUCAUCGGCGCCGUACUGCUCGUCGCCAAUGGUCGAGGGCCAGCAGCAUACCACAUCGGUUUCCCUGUCUACGCCCGUGCCAGCUUUGGCAUGUGGGGAAGCUACUUUGCAAUUCUGUCACGCUGCGUCGUCGCCGCCAUAUGGUUUUCUGUAAACUCUUUCUAUGGCGCCAACUUUGUUUCCAUCUGCCUCCGCUGCAUCUGGCCCUCCUGGCACAACAUUCCCAACAACAUCCCCGUCUCCGAGGGUAUCACUACGCAGACUAUGGUCGCGCUCUUUGUCUUCUGGGUUCUCUCCAUGCCGUUCAUCUUUAUUCACCCGCGCAAUCUCAACUGGUAUUUCGUCGCCAAGUCAUGCAUGGUUGCCCCGGCUUGCUUUGCGGUGUUGAUCUGGGCCAUCGUAUUGAACGGGGGCUCCAUUGGGCCGAGCUUCCAAGUUUCCCCUAAGAUCAGCAAUCCUGGGUACUACGGUAGGCUCUGGAUGAGUGCCCUGAACUCCGGUUUUGGGGGUUGCUCGGCGCUUAUUGUGGCUCAGGCAGAUAUCGCUCGAUGGGCUCGGAAGCCGAGUGACCAGUCAUGGUCGCAGUUGCUCACAUAUCCGAUCUUCAGCGCUCUUCCUGCGCUGUUCGGAAUUUUGGUGGCCAGUGCAACUUCCAAUGUCUGGGGAAAGGCCUACUGGAACUUAUGGGAUGUUCUGGGCGAGGCACUUGACUACUACCAGACGAGCCCUGCAUCGAGAGGGCUUGUGUUUCUCGCCUCUUUCGCUUUUGCCGUGGCAAUUCUCGGCACCAACGUAGCUGCAAACUCUUUGCCUUUCGGUUCCGACAUUGCAGGUCUUUUCCCUCGUUGGAUAAACAUUCGAAGGGGUCAGGUUCUUUGCGCAGUGCUGACAUUCCCAAUCGUUCCGUGGCGCAUCAUCAAAAGUGCGAAGAGCUUGCUGACCUUUCUGUCCGGAUAUUCCAUCUUGAUGGGACCAUUUGCUGCUAUCUGCAUCGUCGAUUACUUCUUUGUCGCCAACGGUAACUUUUCCAUCACGGAACUGUACGUCGGCAACGAGAGUUCCAGAUAUUGGUACUACAAAGGCUGGAAUAUACGCGCAAUUGCCGCAUGGAUCCUCGGUGUUGCAUUACCUUUCCCAGGGUUUGUCGGGGCCUUCGGUACGGUGAACAUCACCUCUGGGGGGACACAUUUGUGGGAGAUGGGAUACCUUCUCAGUGUUAUUGUGAGCGGGCUGGCCUAUUAUGCACUGAGUUUCUGGUUUCCUCCGGCUACAAAGGGAGUCGAAUCUCGGUUUGAAACCAUGGCUCAAGAGGUUGACAUGGUCUUAGAUGCCCACGAAAUUGUGGACCAUAGUCUUGACCAGAAAGAAGUACAGGAUGAGAAAAGAAAGUCAGUUGUUGUCUAG